AUGCGCAAGGUGCAUACAGAUGAAGAUGACAGUGUCAUGCACGCUGCUAUAGUUCACGAGCAAACCCAUUGCACGAUACACGUGCUCUCGGUGAACGUUGUAUUGCUCUGCAACAGCCACGGCAUUUCGGUUUAUAAGUCAUCGGGUCUAGUCGGCAGAACGCAAUCGUCCGUGUUGGACAUCGUGUCCAGCGAGACCGUCUGGUCGACAACCUUCGACUCCUGGUCAUCAGGACAACUCAGCGGUAGUCCUGCGAUAUGGGAUAAACUGUACGGUGGUCACCAGGGCCCUUUGAUGAUCUUGGGACCGGGUGUCAUGCAUAUAGUUCAGCCUUCGCGAGACCUCAGGCAUUACAGCCUGCGGUCCUUCCGGGUGCCUCAGGUUGUAGCGCAGGCUCCCGCUGUCGGCACCCGAUUCGCUCUUUGUGUGCAGACCGAGGAAGGUCGCGGGUUGGUGUUCAAGACCUGCACUUUCCCUCGGGUCCUGCAGGAAUACGAUGAGAUUCUUGAAGCCGAGGCUUUACAGGUCUCUCCGGAGGAGGUCAGACUCGGCAGUUUCGUGAUUGAUGAAGUCAAGGACAUGUCUCCUGUCUUGACUCGCUUAGAUGAAUGGACCGGGUGCGCUUGUGUAUUGCUCGAAGACGAUAGGGGUCAGAAGCGCCUUGUGAUAGUUGACGUUGUCUGA
Molecule: messenger RNA, 684 nt
Organism: Gloeophyllum trabeum ATCC 11539
Lineage: Eukaryota; Fungi; Basidiomycota; Agaricomycetes; Gloeophyllales; Gloeophyllaceae
Exons: 2
Coding region: 1-684 (227 amino acids)
Source: RefSeq, a predicted model, not a curated record